AUGCAGUUACAAUAUCUAGUCGCCCUUGGGGCUCUGUCCUUUUUGGCUGCUGCGCAUCCUGGCCCCGCUGCUGACCUACCCGCCACAUGGGCUCCCACCGCCACCGUCACCAUCACAGUACCUAUAGCCACCCAGUCCACUGAUCUCCACAAUCUCAAAGCGCACAAAAAACGCUUCCAUGGAGACUGGAUCAUCCAGAAGCGAGCUUCGACUACGGAAGGCACGACCUCAACCACUGAGACCAGCUCGACGACUACAUCGUCAACGACUAGCACUGCGGAAGCAACCACCUCUACCACCUCCACUACUUCUGCCAGCACCUCAGAAGCCACUACAACUUCUACUACCACAACCUCUUCGGUAACUUCAACAGCAACUAGUGCCACCUCGUCAGGCACGACUACCUCCGCCACUACCCAAUCCACCACAAGCUCAGCAACCACAACAACCAAGAGCGCCUCGACUGCCUCAUCAACCACCUCCACGGCUUCGGCCACCAGCUCUGCUAGCGCUGCCAAAGCCGCCUACAACCGCCGCGGGGAGAUUGCUGCAAUCAUCACUUUCAGCUUUCUGAUUCUCCUUUUCGUUGGGGUUGGAGCCUUCAUGUGCAACCGGGACAGCCGCAAGAAUAAGCGCAUCGAAGCCAGACAAGCUGCCAAGGCCGCCGAGUAUUCCAUGGUAUCCUUGACAGACGGCGAUCGACCGCAAAGCGAGGCCAAGUUUGACCGCGCCUCGGUGAUGUUCGCCACGGCGCCUUCUCGCAGUGACCUCGGAUUGAGCAGCCCGAUGACGCGGCCAUCUUCUGCAGCCGCCAGUGAGAUCUUACGACAGAGUCCUACCCCUACCCCGGCUGCCGCCCCAGCGACACCGGAGCCGCAGCAUCUUGGCGGUAACUAUGUCUGA
Messenger RNA from Aspergillus saccharolyticus JOP 1030-1, 903 nucleotides. RefSeq lists its product as uncharacterized. The record is from RefSeq and is a predicted model, not a curated record. NCBI's taxonomy places the organism in Eukaryota, Fungi, Ascomycota, Eurotiomycetes, Eurotiales, Aspergillaceae. The transcript has a single exon. Bases 1 to 903 code for a protein of 300 amino acids.